CGUGCUCACGAUUACACAACGAUAAUAGCAGAGCAUUCAGUGCAUCUUAGUCGUUAUACGUCCUGUACCUCGUAAAAGCCCACGACGGGAACGCAAGCACGAUCGCAGCAUGAACAAGCUCGCCUCGACCACAAUCAUCCACGUCAAUCGAUAUGCGACGACCCGUUCAGGUCUGGAACUCUUUGCCAACUUUCAUUAUUCGCCUCAAUGCCGGUCUGAACUUGCGGAUGGUGGGCAGAGAGGAGGUGUGAUCAGUUAUCAUCCGGGUGGGAUGUUUACUGGGUCGAGGGAUAUGGACUUCGUGUUUCCUACCGUCAAACAGGCUAUUCUGGACGACGGCCACAUCCUCGUACAACCCGGACACCGUCUGCUCGUCCCCACGUCCGGGCACGAAAUCUUGCAGGAUAUCAGGUCGUUCUUCGAUUACCUCGAAUCCGAUCGAUUCCUGGCCGCUCUGCCUGCCGGGGUCAACCCCGAUCUGAACAAGGUUCUGGUCUCGGGCUUCUCGGGAGGAGGAUAUGUCGCUCGACUAGCUGCGAUCGAGUUGCACGAGAGGAAUCUUCGGUCUGGGCAGGGGAAGUCGAAGCUCGGAUGCGUAGGAUUGCUUUCGUAUUUCGGGAUGGGUGGGGAUGUCAUCAAGAGUCCAUGGAUACGGGCUGAAGGACCGCAGGGGGACGACAACGACACGGACUCUGAGAUCUUUGAUACUAUAAGCCGGCUAUAUGCAAGGGGGGAGAUUUCGGACUCGCCUUACCCAGCGGAGAAACGCUUGAAAGGGUGGGAGAACGAUCUAGAGAGGGAGCCGAUUUGGGAUUGGUGGAACCGUUGUGGGACACUAUCGGAUACGUUGUGUGGCACUCGAGGUGAACUAAGAGGAAGUUGGGGGAGAUCGGACAGUAAGAAGGCUGAAGAGGUCGUCCCCGAGAAGCAUCACGGCUUGUUCCCCCAGAUCUACUUUGAAGGACUCGGAAUGGGAUCGGGGUUCCCGCCGACGAUGUUGGUACACGGGACGACGGAUGAGCUGGUCCCGUUCGAAGAAUCCGUUACGACCAGGGAUCAGCUACAGAAGGCGGGUGUCGACGUCGAACUGGUGGCGGUUCCUGGGGUCGACCAUUGGUUGCGGUACUCAGGCAAGGAAGAGUCACCGGUCGAGACUGAACAGGCACAUGCGAAGGUCGUCGAGUUCAUCAGGAGUUAG
Filobasidium floriforme is the source of this 1198-nucleotide messenger RNA. RefSeq names its product Alpha/Beta hydrolase protein. Gene Ontology annotation, molecular function: serine-type peptidase activity. The coding region runs from base 110 to 1198 and encodes 362 amino acids. The record is from RefSeq and is a predicted model, not a curated record. Gene Ontology annotation, biological process: proteolysis. The transcript has 2 exons. NCBI's taxonomy places the organism in Eukaryota, Fungi, Basidiomycota, Tremellomycetes, Filobasidiales, Filobasidiaceae.